AGCACUUGUCACUCACUCAGCUUCUGAUCAACAUCAGUGACACCGCCAGGACGGGAAAGGUCUGUGCUGGCCCAAAUGGCAGGCAUCUCGUAUGUGGCAUCUUUCUUUCUCUUUCUGACUAAGCUCUGCAUUGGCCAGAGAGAAGUAACAGUUCAGAAAGGACCGCUGUUCAGAGCUGAAGGUUACCCUGUCAGCAUUGGCUGCAACGUAACUGGCCACCAGGGACCCUCUGAGCAGCAUUUCCAGUGGUCUAUUUACCUGCCGUCAGCCCCGACCCAGGAGGUUCAGAUCAUUAGCACCAAGGAUGCUCAUUUCUCCUACGCUAUGUAUGCGCAGCGGGUGCGAAACGGAGACAUCUACGUGGAGAGGGUCCAGGGCAACGCAGUCUUGUUGCAUAUCUCAGAGCUCCAAAUGAACGAUGCUGGCGAGUAUGAGUGUCACACGCCGAACACUGAUGGGAAAUACUAUGGGAGUUACAGUGCAAAGACCAAUCUAAUUGUUAUUCCAGAUACGCUCUCUGCUACCAUGAGUUCUCAGACUCUCAGGAAAGAGGAAGGUGAGCCAUUAGAACUCACCUGUGAGGCAUCCAAAGCCACAGCUCAACAUACUCACCUCUCUGUCACCUGGUACCUGACACAGGAUGGAGGAGGAAGCCAAGCGACCAAGAUUAUUUCUCUCUCCAAAGACUUUAUGCUGAUCCCCGGGCCCUUGUAUACAGAGAGGUUUGCAGCUGGCGACGUGAGGUUCAACAAGCUUGGGGCCACAACCUUCAGGCUAUCCAUAGAGAGGCUCCAGCCCUCCGAUCAAGGCCAGCUAUUCUGUGAGGCAGUGGAAUGGAUUCAGGAUCCAGACGAAACCUGGACGUUCAUCACGAAAAAGCAGACAGAUCAAACCACUCUGAGGAUUCAGCCAGCAGUGAGAGAUUUUCAAGUCAAUAUUACAACUGACAGCUCGUUUGCUGAAGGGAAACCCUUAGAACUGGUUUGCCUGGUUGUGGGAAGUGGCCCCAACCCACAGCUUCAGAGCAUUUGGUUCUUCAAUGGGACUGAAAUUGCCCACAUGGAUGCUGGUGGAGUCCUGGACCUGAAGAAUGACUACAAAGAGAGAGCAAGUCAAGGGCAGCUCCAGGUUUCAAAGUCAGGCCCCAAGGCUUUCUCUUUCAAGAUCUUCUCUGUGGGCCCAGAGGAUGAAGGUGCCUACAGGUGUGAGGUGGCAGAGGUGGCAAGAAGUUGGAUGGGCUCCUGGCAGGUGCUUCAGAGAAAGCAGUCUCCAGACAGCCGUUUGCACCUGAGAACGCCCGCAGCAAGAAGUGUGGUUAUGUCUACUAAGAAUAAGCAGCAAGCUGUGUGGGAAGGAGAGGCACUCAUUCUUCUCUGCAAGGUGGGUGGACCUGAAAGUCCCCUGUCUGUGAACUGGUGGCACAUCCCACAGGACCGGACACAGCCAGAGUUUGUGGCUGGCAUGGGGCAGGAUGGCAUUGUGCAGCUGGGUGUCUCCGAUGGGAGACCCAGUUACCAUGGCAACACAAGGCUGGAGAAAGUGGACUGGGCCACCUUCCAACUGGAGAUCACCUCCACCACCCUCCCAGACAGCGGCACGUACGAGUGCAGAGUGUCUGAGAGGACCCGGAACAAGGCCCGAGAUCUGAGCUGGACCCAGAAGAUUUCAGUUACUGUAAAAUCUCUGGAGUCCAGUUUACGAGUUAGUCUGAUGAGCCGUCAACCACAAGUGAAGUUAGGUGACACCUUUGACCUGUCCUGCCUAGUACGGACCGGCUACUCUGACCUCAAGCUGCCACUCACUGUGACAUGGCAGUUCCAGCCAGCUGGGGCGCAAGACUUUUAUCAGCUUAUUUGGAUCACCCAUAAUGGCACUAUUCAAUGGGGGGAUUUCCCAUCCCAGUUCCAAAAGAAAACGAAGGUUUCACAGUUUUCAUUUCGUUCUCAACUCCUGAUCCAUGAUGCCACUGAGGAAGAGACAGGAGUGUAUCGGUGUAAAGUGGAAGUUUAUGACAGAAAUUCCCUACACACCAAUGGCCCUGCAAGGGCUUCUGUCAUCUCUCACCCAUUGAAGAUAGCCAUCACUUUACCGGAGAGCAAGCUAGAAGUGAAUUCAAGCAGUCAAGUCCAAGAGAUAUCCAUCAACUCCAACACUGAUAUAGAAUGUAGCAUCCUGUCCCGGUCCACUGGAAACCUUCCGUUAGCCAUUACUUGGUACUUUUCUCCCGUUUCCACUAGUGCAUCCUGGCUGAGGAUCCUGGAAAUGGACCAAACCAAUGUUGUAAAAUAUGGGGAUGAAUUUCAUACUCCACGGAGAAAACAAAAAUUUCACACUGAGAAAGUUUCCCAAGACUUGUUUCAGCUGCACAUUCUGAAUGUGGAAGACAGUGAUCAGGGAAAAUAUCACUGUGCUGUGGAGGAAUGGCUCUUGUCUACAAAUGGCACUUGGCUCAAGCUUGGAGGAAAGAAGUCAGGGCUAACAGAAUUGAAACUCAAGCCCACAGGAAGUAAGGUCCAUGUCUCCAAAGUGUACCGGACAGAAAAUGUCACUGAGCACAGAGAGGUGGCCAUCCACUGCAGCCUGGAGAGUUUGGGCAGCUCAGCCUCCCUGUACUCUGUGAUGUGGUACUGGAGCAGAGAAAACUCUGGAAAUAAAUUGCUGAUGCACCUGCAGCACGAUGGCUUGCUGGAGUAUGGUGAAGAGGGGCUCAGGGGCCACCUGCACUGUUACCGCGCAUCCCCUACAGACUUUGUCCUGCAGCUUUAUCACGUGGGGAUGGAGGAUGCUGGAAUGUACUGGUGCAGGGUGACAGAGUGGCAGCUCCAUGGACACCCAAGCAAGUGGGUCAACCAUGCAUCAGAUGAGUCCCAGCGGAUGGUGCUCACAGUGCUGCCUUCAGAGCCCACUUUUCCUUCCAGGAUCUGCUCCUCCGCACCUCUGCUCUAUCUCCUCUUCAUCUGCCCCUUUGUCCUGCUCCUUCUUCUGCUCCUUUCCCUUCUCUGCUUGUACUGGAAAGCCAGGGAGCUGUCGGCCCUGCGUUUCAGUGCAGGGAGAGAAAAGGCCCUCUGGGUGGACUUGAAAGAGACUGGAAGCAGGACCACACAUUGGAAGGAAGAGGAAGACUGAACCUUGAGAGGAACCUGCAGCCAGAGGAGAGCAUGGGGGCUUCUGAAUGAGCUGCCCAGGUGUGAAGGCACCUGGUUCUGUCCUUCACUGUGUCUGCGGCCUCGGGCAAGGUAGCUGGGAAUCCGAGGGAGCCUCUAUGGAGCUGUGUGGUGCACCUGUGCUGCACAUUAGGUGUCUCCUUGUGUAUUACCUCGGCCACCCCGUGCAUCCCCCCCGAGCUAGACAGCACCAUUACUCCAUUUUACAUUUACCACACCUGGAGAGGAGCACCUCCCAGCAACACCCUGGGGGGGCUUUCCUCCCCUUCUCUCUUCCAUCCCUGGCCACCCUGGCUCUGGGUAAUCUUUUUUUUUUUUUGAGACCGAGUCUUGCUCUGUUGCCCAGGCUAG
Messenger RNA from Lemur catta (Ring-tailed lemur), 3515 nucleotides. It is a transcript of the gene CD101, whose product is annotated as CD101 molecule. The transcript has 9 exons. NCBI's taxonomy places the organism in Eukaryota, Metazoa, Chordata, Mammalia, Primates, Lemuridae. The coding region runs from base 76 to 3126 and encodes 1016 amino acids. The record is from RefSeq and is a predicted model, not a curated record.